ACUGCCCAUCAGAAAACUGACAGACAGGCAGGCAGACAGACAGACUCACUGUCUCACUGACCCUUCACAAUCAUGAUGGAGCUCUCAUAUCAAUCUAUGAAAGUCGCCCAUCAGGCCCGGGAGGCGGAUGAGCUGAGGACUGAGAUGAGGAGGAAGAGCCUCCUCAUCCUCAUUUACCAACACCUGCUGGGGCAAGGCUACGUGGCUGCAGCACUGGCCUUGGACCAGGAGACUAAUGGAGGUGUGAGGAGGUUCGAGGUUUGUGAUAACAUCGAUCUGGAGAUGGUGCUGAUGGAGUACGAGAGCUAUCACUACGUCAAGUUCCAGAGAUAUCCCAAACUCAUCCGGAGAACAGCCGAACUAGGUGAAAACAGAUUUGCAAGAAGUGGUGGAGUAAAGAAGAGUCCCUGUCCAGCUGUGAAGCCUCUUCCCAAAAUCAACCCAUCCCAGAGCCCGCAGUCUGGAAACGCAGCCAAGAAGACAGCUGCCAGUUCACAUACUAAUGAGAAUGGCUCUUCUGUUCCUCCAGAGACAUCAGAGUUUGGUCUCAACGUUUCCUCCAUCAGAAAUGGACUAGCAGGGGAGUCAGCCAUGAACAGAAAGACGACUGACGGCAAGGGCUCAAUCUAUGAAGCUGUAAAAGGAUCUGGCACUGACUCAGACCACAUGGAACGGCUGCUGAAGCCGCUCAGUGGCUUUUCUGGAAUGAGCGGUGAGAUGAGAGAACUGGCUGCAAUCAUCAGCAGGGACAUCUAUUUGCACAGCCCCAAUGUGCGGUGGGAGGACAUCAUCGGCCUGGAGGACGCAAAGCGAUUAGUCAAAGAGGCCGUCGUCUAUCCCAUUAAGUACCCCCAGCUGUUUACAGGCAUCCUGUCUCCGUGGAAGGGCUUGCUGCUCUAUGGCCCCCCAGGUACGGGUAAGACGCUGCUGGCCAAGGCCGUGGCUACAGAGUGUAAGACGACUUUCUUCAACAUCUCAGCCUCCAGCAUCGUCAGCAAGUGGAGAGGAGACUCUGAGAAACUGGUCCGGGUUCUGUUUGAGCUGGCCAGGUACCACGCUCCAUCCACCAUCUUCCUGGAUGAGCUGGAGUCAGUGAUGAGCCAGAGAGGAAACAGCAUAGGAGGAGAACACGAGGGGAGUCGCAGGAUGAAGACUGAGCUGCUGGUUCAGAUGGACGGACUGGCGAAAUCAGAGGACCUGGUGUUUGUACUGGCUGCCUCCAACCUGCCUUGGGAACUGGACCAUGCCAUGCUGAGGAGGUUAGAGAAGAGGAUUCUCGUUAGUCUUCCCUCCUCGCCAGCUCGCCAAGCCAUGAUCUCUCAUUGGCUGCCUCCUCUAAGCUCCACAGGAGGGGUGGAGCUACAAACUGAGCUGGACUAUGAAACUCUGGCGAAGAGGAUGGAGGGUUACUCGGGCUCUGAUAUACGACUGGUGUGUAAGGAGGCUGCCAUGAGACCAGUCCGCAAGAUCUUUGAUGCACUGGAGUCACAUCAGGACGGAGACACUAACAUGCCUGCCAUCCAGCUGGAAACUGUGACAACAGCUGACUUCCUGGAAGUCAUCGCACACACCAAACCCUCGGUCCGAAACCUGAUGGACAGAUACGCAGCCUGGGAGAAGGAGUAUGAGUCUGUCUGACACACAUUUUAAUAUAAGAAAAAAAGACUUUUAUACUAACACUACAGCACAUCUGAAGUGUUUGUCUUGAUGUAUACAAAUUGACCUACUGCUGUUACAGAUUGUGCUCUUUAUUAAGGCUUUCUUAAAUAACACAAUACACUCCCUGACAUUUAAACUGUCUUACAAAAACGUGCCUUACAAAAGCCUGCAUCAUUACUUUAGUGAGAACAUUAUCAUAAUUAACUCUUUGUGUCCCCAUGAUACAACUUCUGCUAGAUGUCAUUUGAAAUCAGUCAA
This is a messenger RNA of Morone saxatilis (striped sea-bass), 1917 nucleotides long. RefSeq names its product katanin p60 subunit A-like 2 (gene katnal2). The transcript has 16 exons. Gene Ontology annotation, molecular function: ATP hydrolysis activity; ATP binding; protein binding. Lineage: Eukaryota; Metazoa; Chordata; Actinopteri; Moronidae. The coding region runs from base 73 to 1638 and encodes 521 amino acids. The record is from RefSeq and is a predicted model, not a curated record.